UCUCCGAAUAACUUCUGGAAGAGGAGGCAGUACCGGCGCCCAGCACCUGCCACCGGUGGGGGACACACUUCGGCGGAACGGAAAACCAGAGCUGUCCCACGGGCCCCCCCAACCAAGGCUGAAGUCUGUAAACCUUGGAGAGGCCUUCAGCAGUAAUCUCCAAAUUCUAAAAUGACCACCCUGCCCCCACUGCCCAUGACACGCCCAAAACUUACAUCUGUAGCCAGACAGAAGCUGCCAUGUGUCCCCAGCACCAUUCCAAGGUCUGUGUGGAUCAAAGAAAAAGAUGACAUAGAUCAUUACCUGGAGGUGAAUUUCAAAGGAUUGUCAAAAGAGGAGGUUGCUGCUUACCGGAACUCAUACAAGAAGAGCAUUUGUGUGGACAUGCUUCGAGACGGUUAUCACAAGUCUUUUACUGAGCUCUUUGCCCUGAUGGAGAAGUGGGAUGCCCUGCGGGAGGCUGCAAGACUUAGGUCCCUUUCCUGGUUGCAGAGACCCCUGGAGGACCAGCCUGAGAAGCUGGGUCACUUCUACCACCACCUGACCAGGGCGGAGGCGGCUGAACGGCAAGAACACUUUGAAGAAGUCUAUGACAACUUGUAUGCACUGGCCUGUUACUUCAAUAAUUCCGAAGACAAAUGGGUAAGGAACCACUUCUAUGAACGAUGUUUUAAGAUUGCCCAGCGGAUCAAAAUUGACGGUGGGAAGAAAGAGGCCGAGGCGCAUGCGCACAUGGGACUUCUCUUCGAGGAAGAUGGUCAGCUUCUGGAAGCUGCUGAGCAUUAUGAAGCAUUCCAUCAAUUGACGCAAGGGCGGAUAUGGAAGGAUGAGACGGGCCGCUUUCUCAACUUGUUGGCCUGUGAGAGUCUCCUGAGGACUUACAGAUUACUCUCAGACAAAAUGCUGGAAAAUAAAGAAUACAAACAGGCCAUCAGAAUUCUAAUAAAAGCUUUUGAAAUAGCCAAAGAAGGAAGUGACAAGAAGAUGGAAGGGGAAGCUUCCUAUUACUUGGGCUUAGCACACCUGGCUGCUGAGGAGUAUGAAGCAGCAUUAAGAGUCCUUAACACUUACAGUAAAAUCUCCAUAGACCUGGAAGAUGAUCUCGGCCUGGGGAGAGCCUAUGAAGCAAUAGCCAAGGUCCUGCAGAGCCAAGGAAAGAUGACAGAAGCCAAUAAAUAUUUGCAAAAAGUUGUGGAAAUUGCAAGAAAUAAUUUUCAAAGUCUAGAUGUUGUGAGGGCAAGUACAAUGCUUGGGGACAUCUAUAAUGAAAAAGGACACUACAAUAAAGCUUCUGAAUACUUUCAACAAGCUUUUGACACAACAGCAAAGCUAACGGACAUGGGUAACAUGGAUGAAACAAAAGUUCAUUAUGGAAUAGCAAAAGCUCAUCAGAUAAUGCUGACCAUUAACAAUUAUAUCGAGUCUGAAGAUUUCACUGGACUUGACUACCUGCUGUCGUGGAAGGAGAAGAGAAGCAGCAUUGCACCUCAUCAGAUUAUUGGGGGAUCUAGAAAAUCCUCACUAGGAAGUUUGUAUCAAAUCCCAGAGAAUUUGAAAGAAGAACUCAAUGGAUUUCCAGAUAAUCGAAAAAAUGAGACUUAAACCAGCUUUUGACUCAGCAACAAAGCAAGAAGAAAUUUAUCAUGUCACCUUAGUCUUGAUAACUGUCAUAGGAAUAUGUUACAAAUAAUACAGAUACAGUUAUAAUAAAACUCUGACUAUAUUUAGAUUGGAUUUUGUAUUACAAUGUACUACUACUAAUUUAAUCUAAAAUUCAUGAAAAUAAAAAAUGUAUCUCAAA
Messenger RNA from Suricata suricatta (meerkat), 1801 nucleotides. RefSeq names its product tetratricopeptide repeat domain 29 (gene TTC29). NCBI's taxonomy places the organism in Eukaryota, Metazoa, Chordata, Mammalia, Carnivora, Herpestidae. The transcript has 13 exons. The record is from RefSeq and is a predicted model, not a curated record. Gene Ontology annotation, molecular function: protein binding. The coding region runs from base 172 to 1602 and encodes 476 amino acids.